This is a messenger RNA of Hordeum vulgare subsp. vulgare (domesticated barley), 1173 nucleotides long. Its product is annotated as dehydration-responsive element-binding protein 1A-like. Gene Ontology annotation, molecular function: DNA-binding transcription factor activity; DNA binding. The transcript has a single exon. Gene Ontology annotation, biological process: regulation of DNA-templated transcription. NCBI's taxonomy places the organism in Eukaryota, Viridiplantae, Streptophyta, Magnoliopsida, Poales, Poaceae. The record is from RefSeq and is a predicted model, not a curated record. The coding region runs from base 221 to 955 and encodes 244 amino acids.
GCGAGCCACCGCCACCGCCACCGCCGCCACCACCACCUAUAAGUACGCGCUCCCCAAACCACCCUGCUCAAAUUUCUCAUCGCACAGCAAAACCACCACUUCACACUCGACUCGAGCAACCAUAACAAGGACCUCAAGCCGGCCAAAGAAGAAAGAAGAGAGCCAUCCAGAGCAGAGCAAGACUACUCUCUCUUGUUGGACUUUGAUCGGAGCAAAGAAGAUGUGUCAGAUCAAGAAGGAGAUGAGCGGCGAGUCGGGCUCUCCCUGCAGCGGGGAGAACUACUACUACUCGCCCUCGACGUCGCCGGAGCAUCAGCAGGCGAAGCAGCAGGCGGCGUGGACGUCGGCGCCGGCGAAGCGGCCGGCGGGGCGGACCAAGUUCAGGGAGACGCGCCACCCGGUGUACCGCGGCGUGCGGCGCAGGGGCAAUGCCGGGCGGUGGGUGUGCGAGGUGCGCGUGCCCGGCAGGCGCGGGAGCAGGCUCUGGCUCGGUACCUUCGACACCGCCGAGGCCGCCGCGCGCGCGAACGACGCCGCCAUGCUCGCGCUCGCCGCCGGGGGCGCGGGCUGCCUCAACUUCGCCGACUCCGCCGAGCUACUCGCCGUGCCGGCUGCCUCCUCGUACCGCAGCCUCGACGAGGUCCGCCACGCCGUCGUGGAGGCCGUCGAGGACUUGCUGCGGCGCGAGGCGCACGCGGAGGACGACGCGCUCUCGGUCUCUUGCACCUCCUCGUCCGCGCCCUCCUCCCUCACCGACGACGAGUCGUCCUCUUCCCCGGCGGCCGAGGGCUCGCCGUUCGAGCUGGACGUCCUGAGCGACAUGGGAUGGGACCUUUACUACGCGAGCCUGGCGCAGGGGAUGCUCAUGGCGCCGCCUGCUUCCUUGGCCGCGGCGCUCGCCGAUUACGGCGAGGCUCACCUCGCCGACGUGCCACUCUGGAGCUACCAGAGCUAGCGAGCUAGUUCGCGCCACUUCCAGUUUUUACCUUCCCUUUCUGCCGUCGUCUUGGCUUCCGAUUGAUGCCAAAAUUUUGGUGCUGCUGUACGGUCAUUACUUACAGUUCCUGGUAAUGUGAUGGUGUAAAUUGGGGAAACAGAGCAUGGCUUUUGACUGUUGACUUUCCAUAAUCAGUGAUGCGCAACGUAUAGAACGACGACCUGGGGUUAUGAUGA